Brugia malayi is the source of this 1500-nucleotide messenger RNA. RefSeq lists its product as uncharacterized. The transcript is spliced from 6 exons. NCBI's taxonomy places the organism in Eukaryota, Metazoa, Nematoda, Chromadorea, Rhabditida, Onchocercidae. Gene Ontology annotation, biological process: regulation of transcription by RNA polymerase II. Gene Ontology annotation, molecular function: DNA-binding transcription factor activity, RNA polymerase II-specific; RNA polymerase II cis-regulatory region sequence-specific DNA binding. Bases 1 to 1500 code for a protein of 499 amino acids. The record is from RefSeq and is a predicted model, not a curated record.
AUGUUCUUCACUGUAUCUAUAACACCAAUCAUCUGGUUCAAUCUUCUACUUUGCAUCGCUUCUGAUAAAAAUGAAACUUUCUAUCCACCUAAUUUCGGCGCUGCUGAUGAAAUUAUUACAAAUAAUACUUAUUCUGGUGUCUCAGAUAGCUUUGAUUACAACAACUUUGAACCAUUAUUUAGCUCAGAAUUUCUGUUCGAUCCUUCGCAAUUCAUUGAUUUCGCUCAAGUGAGUGGAAUUGAGGACAUAAGCAGUAAAGAAUCGAAUUCUGAGACUGAUCUGUUCACAAUUACUCCUCAUCCUCUCUUCAUCUCAUCUAGUUAUGAUGAUUUCAUUGUCCACACUAAUUUGGAGUCAUCACUUGCCUCAAAUUUGGAUUCAUUAUGGAGAGAUGCCAAUGGAGAAUUAAAAACGAAUGAUGAUAAAGCACGAUAUCCUUCCAUUAGAGAUGCUCAAAGUGGGACUUCUUCGCCACUUAAUGUCGACACCGAUGACAUUAUCACGUAUAUGCACUUACCUGGUUCACAACAAAAUGUCGUUCCGAUCUAUUUUCACCAACUUACUCUUUCCUCAGACGGUACAUCCGGUCAACAUGGAAAUGCUGAACUGAUCAACAUGGACAAUAAGCACUUCUCGGAUAACUUGAAUGUCCCCAAGUACAGGGGAAAUACCAAUGAAGGAUCAGAAACAAAUGCUCAAAGUGGGACUUCUUCGCCACUUAAUGUCGACACCAAUGACAUUAUUACAUAUAUGCACUUACCUGGUUCACAACAAAAUGUCGUUCCGAUCUAUUUUCACCAACUUACUCUUUCCUCGGACGAUACAUUCAGUCAACAUGGAAAUACUAAAGAGAGCAACAUCGAUAACAAACAAUUCCUGAAUAGCUUGAGUAUCCACGACUUCAGGGGAAGUACCAAUGAAGGAUCAGAAACAGACGAACGAAGCUACGAAUGUGUCUAUCGAGGAUGUACUAUGGUUACAAAAGAUUACAAUGAAUAUAUAGCACAUAGAAAAGCACAUGGUCAACCCUUCAUCUAUGAAUGUAGAGUGCCGGGUUGUGAGCCAUCAUUCCACCAUGAACCAUCAUUUUACAAUCACAAGCAAACGCAUGAAUCUCAUCGUCAGUGCGAGCGCUGUGGCAAAUUCUUCAGCACCAGGAAUGGGCUACAAAAACACAAGGAGCACUGCCCAACAAAAUUUCAUAGACGAGGUUAUGAAUGCCUUUAUUCUGGAUGUGCUGUGAUCUCGAAAAGUUACAACGAAUAUCUAACACAUAGAAAAACGCAUCAGCCCUUCAUCUAUGAAUGCAAAGUGCCCCGUUGCGGGCGAACAUACAAAAAUAAAUCAUCGUUUUGUCAACACAAGCAAACGCAUGAACCUCCUCAGUGCAAGGACUGUGGCAAAUUCUUUUGCCGUAGGACUGCAUUAAAUUUUCACAAGAAAUCGUGUUCCAGAGCUCCUAAAAACGGGACACAAUUUGGGCAUUCUUCGCAAGCAUGA